Messenger RNA from Anarrhichthys ocellatus (wolf-eel), 2796 nucleotides. It is a transcript of the gene rap2aa, whose product is annotated as RAP2A, member of RAS oncogene family a. Gene Ontology annotation, molecular function: GTPase activity; GTP binding. Bases 767 to 1318 code for a protein of 183 amino acids. The transcript is spliced from 2 exons. Gene Ontology annotation, cellular component: membrane. NCBI's taxonomy places the organism in Eukaryota, Metazoa, Chordata, Actinopteri, Perciformes, Anarhichadidae. Gene Ontology annotation, biological process: signal transduction. The record is from RefSeq and is a predicted model, not a curated record.
GUGCAGCUCCCGUUCAAGGCACGAGUGGGGUUUAGAGGCAGCGGAGGCCGGCUGUUGGACCGCGCGCACAUCCGUCUGAAGGGAGGGAGGGUCCGUAAUAAGUUUCCUUUUUUCUACCUCGGUACGGAAGCCGAGCGGGGACCAGUUGGUUACGCAGCGGCCGUGGGGUCUCCACACCCGAGAGUAUGGCGGCUGGGAUUGCACCGGAGAGCGAGGGAGAAGCGGAGACACACCAGAGAUGCUGAAAAAGAAACAAAGGGACGCAAGUUCUUUAAUUAAGUGUGGAAAUACUUUUUAGUCGGUGCUGUUUUCCCGAGGCGGCGUCCGGGCUUGCAAAAAUUGCGCCUGCACUUCAUUCUCGAGACUAAGCCAGCGUUUUUCCCCAGUGUCCUCGAUGGAGCAAGUUUGUUUUUUUCUGAUGCAUAGAGAGGGUGAGUUAAGCAGAUGAAAACCCGCACGCGCCACAUCAUCGGGCGAUAUUUCCUUCCUGCCCGUGCACAUUUUGGGACAGUUGCAGCCUUCGGGUGCCCGUAUAGCUGUCGGUGUCUGGCCUGCAUGGGUUGAAUUUCUACAAUGAAAUCCAUCUUGGGGCACCGAGUCUUUGUGCUCUGCCUUAGCUGAGCAGCGGCGAGCAGGACCGUGUUAUUGACAACCCGCUCGAAAUGGGACGCGAAUUGUCAAUGUGAUUCGUGGCGUGGACGGCUCGAGUUCAUUUCAAUGACGCGCGGAGAUUUGAUACCUUAGUUACGACUUGAUUUAAUCCACGAUGCGCGAGUAUAAAGUGGUGGUCCUGGGCAGCGGUGGGGUCGGGAAAUCCGCCCUCACCGUGCAGUUUGUAACCGGGACUUUCAUUGAGAAGUACGACCCCACUAUAGAGGAUUUCUACCGCAAGGAGAUCGAGGUGGACUCCUCGCCCUCGGUGCUGGAGAUCCUGGACACCGCCGGUACCGAGCAGUUCGCCUCCAUGCGGGACCUCUACAUCAAAAACGGGCAAGGAUUCAUACUGGUCUACAGCCUCGUCAACCAGCAGAGCUUCCAGGACAUAAAGCCGAUGAGGGAUCAAAUCAUAAGAGUGAAAAGGUACGAGAAGGUUCCCGUGAUCCUGGUGGGGAACAAGGUGGACCUGGAAAGCGAGAGGGAGGUGUCGUCCAGCGAAGGCCAGGCCCUGGCCGAGGAGUGGGGCUGCCCGUUCAUGGAGACCUCGGCCAAGAGCAAAACCAUGGUAGACGAACUGUUCGCCGAGAUCGUUCGGCAGAUGGACUAUGCCGCCCAGCCGGACAAGGAUGACCCUUGCUGCUCCUCUUGCAAUAUACAAUAGCCCCGGGGGGGCCUCCAGGACCGGGCCAGGCAAAAAGUAUACUUAGAGGAAGCUACACCAACCCGCAGCAGAGAGACACACACACACACACACACACAUGCACAUGCCAAUUAGGCGGAAGAAAAAUUCAUGGUUGAACGCAAUGGAUUUUAACUCCACGGAGCAUAAAAUCAGCAGUGACAUGAUAAUUAAUAAAGAGAUGUGAGUGAGGAUGAACAGGGAAUGCCAGGAAUUUGCCGCGGGAGACGUUGACAAACGACGAAAAGGAACAUGCCCUCGCCUUAUGUUACUCUCUUCUGUCUUUAUCCCUUUGAGUUGAGGGGGGGGGCGCGGGGGAAUCAUCAGCGAACAAUCACAGAUUAGGAUAUUUACUCUUUAGGUUCUAUCAUUUGUUAUAAAUGAGUAAAAAAUGUGUUUUCUCUUGCUUUUGUUACAAAAGAAGUAUUGUUUUUGUUACUACAACUCGGUUUACAAGUCGCUACUAAACACAAAUUCAAUAACAGGUUUCUGGGAUCCAGUUGUUUUAAAUAAUAAGCAGUAUUUGAUUUACAGUAUGUACAAUUGUUCUCCCAGUUUAUUUUGUGCGUUGACGGUUGGAGUUUUGUUCCACUCAUCACAGGGCUGAAUCAAAGAGGUGACCUGAAAGCACCUCCAUUUUCCUAUACAUCUGUUGUUGUUUUUUCUGUCGUUACAACAGGAACGGAGAGAAAAUGGUAGAGAAGUCAGCGUCUCUCUUGACACAUUGGUGCAGUCGUCUCUUUCCUAUUUCCUGACUUUGAGAUACAAUAGCAGAGUCUUUAACAUAUCGUGUGGUGUUUCAUUCCCUCCCCCCCCCCCGGGAGACUCUGACAGCAGAUUGCCGAGUAGUAAUAUAACCAACUGCUUCAUCCUGAUGGGACAAAGAGUUCAUCUUUUUCAGUUUUUGAAUAUCACUACCAACGAUCUCUCUGAACCCUUUUUCAGGAAUGGGUGACAUUUGAAGUGAAGAUGCCAACGUUUGUCAUACGUUACAUAUUAUUUUUCUCCUCUGAUCAACAUGAAACGGGGUGCUCCAGAGUUUCCACAUCCUGAUCCCAUUCUGUGUGUGCUCAGAGUAUUCAAAUCCAUAGUAACAAAGGCAAAGAUGAUAAUAACAAUAAUAAAUGGUAGUGUACAUAUUUUGUAUUGAAAGUGCCGGCUCCUGUGAAGACACCGACUCAACACAUGUGGAACUGUCAACUGUAUGCAUGGCUAGUAAACAAAAAAAAAAGGACUCUUCAUUGUGUGAGAUAAAAAAAUAGGCUGUGGAAAUGUGCAAACCAAACACAUACAUGUCUGGACUGUACAUCUGUGCUGCCACGGGAACCAGACUUUCCUCGUGUGACCAUUUUCAUUGUUGAUUUUAUAUUUUUUUAUGUGACCAUUCACUCUUUAUUCCCUCUCUGAAUGGUGACACUGUUACAUUUGACACCUAAACAAUAAAAGUGCGUUAAACACUU